AUGAGAUCCGUCGCAACUCUUGCGACUGGCUCGCUGAUAGCCUCCGUCGCACAUGCCCAGGUCGUGCAAUGGGACAUUGCGAAGCGCGAAACAAAGGCGGCGGUAAAUGGAUUGCGUAAGCGCGAGGCUUCAACAUACGAGGAGAUUGUCAACAACGAGAAGAACCGAGGCGGUUACUUCGCGACAACAAAGGUUGGCACACCGGGUCAGGACCUGACUCUCCAGUUGGAUACAGGAAGUAGUGACAUCUGGGUUCCCGCGAGUUCUGCAUCCGUCUGUACAGAAACCUCCAGCAGUUCGAGCGUCAACCAAGGCUGCGAUUUUGGUUCUUUCGAUUACGAAGCCUCCACAAGUUUCGAUGAUGUCGGCCCCGGCGAGUUCAGUAUCAGCUACGUGGAUGGUAGCCAUUCGAAAGGCGAUUACUUCACAGACAACUUCGAGAUCGGUGGAGCGACCCUGACAAAUGUGACGAUGGGCCUGGGCCUGGACACGGACAUUCCCUAUGGCCUUGUAGGUGUUGGCUACGCCCUGAAUGAGGCAGCCGUCGCUGGAGGACUGUCUGAGGUGUACGACAAUCUUCCUGUACAGAUGCAGAAGGAGGGAUUGAUUGCCACCAACGCUUACAGCUUGUGGCUCAACGACCUCGACGCCGGCACAGGCAGCAUCCUGUUUGGCGGCAUUGACACCGACAAGUAUGAAGGCGACUUGAGCCGUAUGGACAUCAUCAAAGACCCUCAAACAGAAGCUUUCACUUCCUUCAUCGUGUACAUGACAUCCAUGUCGGCCAGCUCUUCGUCCGGUACAGACGCGUUGUCCUCGCGCCAGUUCCCUAUUCCCGUGGUCUUGGACUCGGGCACAACCCUAAGUUACCUGCCAACAGAUCUCGCCACGCAGAUUUGGAACGAAGCCGGCGCCGUCUAUUCCUCCGAUGUGGAUGUGGCCGUCAUCCCGUGUUCUAUGGAGACCAGCAAGGGCACGUUCGAGUUCGGCUUCGCCGGUGAUAACGGUCCCAAAAUCAGCGUCGGUAUGGACGAGCUUGUCUUGUCCCUGACUACCGGGGACGCUCCCAAGUUCCAGACUGGCGCGUACAAGGGUCAGGACGCGUGCCAGUUCGGCAUACAGAACUUCAGCAGCGACCCCUUCUUGCUCGGCGACACUUUCCUCCGAUCUGCUUACGUCGUCUACGACUUGGUGAACAAUCAGGUCGCGCUUGCGAAGACCGAUUUCAACGCAACAACCAGCAACAUUGUUCAAUUUCCCAGCAAGGGUGCCCAGAUCCCGAGUGCAACCGUGGUGGCGAACCAGGUUACCGCGUCCGCUGCUACGGGCAGUCUGACGACACCGACCUAUGGUGCGAGCGCUGGCUUCACCGACUCUGGUAGUGACGGGUCUACAAGUGCGGCGGUCACGGUGCCGGCGUUUGACUGGGCACAAGUCGGUGUCAUCGGCGCUACUGUGGUAUUCACGCUCGUUGGCAGCGGAUUCUUCCUUCUGUAA
Molecule: messenger RNA, 1497 nt
Organism: Pseudomassariella vexata
Lineage: Eukaryota; Fungi; Ascomycota; Sordariomycetes; Amphisphaeriales; Pseudomassariaceae
Product: aspartic peptidase domain-containing protein
Exons: 2
Coding region: 1-1497 (498 amino acids)
Biological process (GO): proteolysis
Molecular function (GO): aspartic-type endopeptidase activity
Source: RefSeq, a predicted model, not a curated record